Folsomia candida is the source of this 3893-nucleotide messenger RNA. RefSeq lists its product as uncharacterized. Lineage: Eukaryota; Metazoa; Arthropoda; Collembola; Entomobryomorpha; Isotomidae. Bases 2105 to 3490 code for a protein of 461 amino acids. The record is from RefSeq and is a predicted model, not a curated record. The transcript has 4 exons.
UGCUUUGAGGCUUAUCAAUUAAGUUAUCAAUUUUUCAGAUAAGCAAAUUUAGUUUAUCCAUAUCGCCCCAAAUUUAAAACUUAAGCUUUUAUGAAUUUAUGAUGGUGAUAUUCACUAAAAAAUUAACGCUAUAGGGCUUAUCUCCAGACUUAUCAAUUUUUCAGAUAAGCAAAUUUAGUUUAUCCAAAUCGCCCCAAAUAUAAAACUCUUGAAUUUAUGAUGACGAUAAUAGGAGGUAUGGUGUCUACUAGACACUGAACGGUAAUUUCGGGUUACAUAUAUAAUUAAAUGAGAGGUGCCUGGUUGGAUGAAAAGUUUGCAUGGAAAAAGUGAGACGAAGAGAAAUGGAUUUCAUACGACCCUGACUCGAAAUGAUGAUGGAUACCCACCGCGAACCACUUUUCUCACUCUGUCUCACAUUCCCAUGCGAAAUAUGGAAAACGGUUUUGUGGAACACUUGACGUGGUAUUCAUCUGUAGUUUUAAUUAAACAAACAAUUUUAACCGUUAUGCAUGCCACUGUUAAUUUUAAUUUUAAAAUAUAUACUAAAUAGUACGCACUUCUAAUAGUUUGCACCGUAUUCAUUAUUAUGUUACCUCACUCUUAUCGAGAUAUUAUUGAUAUCCAUAAUUUUUGCUCGUCACCUUUCGCUCGCUACACGUAUGUUAAUUAAGGUACAUAAUUAAGUACCGGCCAUACAUUUAUUUUUUGUCAAGUUGAAGGACUGUCUCGUUUCAAUUGAAAUGCUGACUAUUCUUCAAUUGACUGGAUAGCACGUUCUCCACACCUUGUAAAAAAAUAUGUAGAAACUUGUAUUACCAACUAAAUAUUUUUUCAUUUAACAAAAACGCAAACAUCACUUUAACUUUAACUAUGCAAAGGAUAAGUAGGUUAAGCCGUCUGUAACAUGUAACGUGACGUAUGAUUCGUCCGUUCCCGUUACUACCUUAACCUUCCGACCUUCUUAUGAAAGUAUUCAACUCAUGAAAAUUGGAUAUUGACAGAAUAUAUUGAGGCAAGUAUUAGAAAUUAUGUAAAUAUUUUGACAAAAUGUUACCCACUUUCUAUGCUUUCUUCUUAUUUUUAACUACUCUAAAUUAAUUGACUAAUUAAAUACAUACGUAUUAAUGUUAAUAUUAAUUAAGAGAUUAUACCGAUUAAACUAAAAAGAAAUGAAUAAAUGUAAUUUGGAUAACGGCACGAUUUUUUUUAUUAACGGUAAGAAAUGAAAUGUAGAAUAUGAAAAUCAUCACUAAUUUCGAAAGCAAAGCGUUUCCUGCUAACUCAAUUAAAUAAAUUGAAACAGUAAAUAAACCAGGGUUUGUUUUAAAAUUUGGCAACAAUUGUAUGCAAAAUUUGCAUUGCAAACACUUACGACCCAAAUACCCCGUUUAUUAGCGUUCAUAAUCCUUCAUAUUUCACACAACGCGUUGCAAAUACUAAAUGCAAAUCAUUCCAUUAUUGCGUAAUAAUCAGAAAGAAUUCUUUUUUUUUGUCCAGGCUUUGCAGGUUGAUUAAUAACCUUUGAUUUUUUGCCGAACUAUGUAACUGAUGAAGCCGAGCUGAAUGUGCGAAUCCAGUUGUUUUCGCAACUAUCUAAUAAAGGAACCAAUGUUGUUGUUGCAAAAUAUUCCAUUUGCAGACUUGUACAACUGCAAUUAUUACUGGGACUGGAUGGAUUGGCUUGAAUGAUGCUGAUUUCUGCAGAUGCCUACUCACACAUCUUCUGUGCCGUCUUAUUGAAGAAGAAGAUGCACCAUCACUACUGAACAUGAACCCACCUUAACCAUGUCUUCUUCUCUUAUGUGAUGGGGAAAACCUAAUGGAAAAUAAAUGUUUAUUGUAAAUUGGUUGCUUCAUAAUGCAGGAUUCGUCUUAAUUCUCAUGGGUGAAUUGCGUGUAUGCAAUCAAACCCUCUUCUUCUGCCUGAGAAGAACGUUAAUGAUUAUUUGCUGAACAAGAUUUCGGGAGCAGAUGGGAAGUUGUUCCAGUCCAGUCUCACAUUCCUCUUCGGGUUGUUUGGACGUUAGUGUCAGGUGCACUAAUAGGACCUGAUUUGCAUAAAGAUUGCAAAAAUCUCAGGACUUUUUUUCUCACCUUCAAAAUGCCCCCGAAUCCUGAGACGUUGGAAGAAUCUGACGAAAAUGUCCAGAGUCGUCGGCCCACAAGCCUGCUCAAUAGCGUGCACUUGGUGAGAAUGGCGGAUAACGAGAUGACAUCGAGGACCCCGUCGCCGUCUUCGUCUCGAUCCUCGCCCGUCUCCCUGCUGAGGGUGACCCCGUAUCAAAAGGAGGUUCCAGACUGGGAGUCGCCCGGACUCAGAGUCAGAGUCACCGAUAUUGUGAAACAGUUUGAAGAUAUUAACAAAAGGGGAAAAGAAUACGAUGACCGGUAUCGGAAUGAGAGCAGGAGUAGUGGAAUUGUGUCAGAUUUUGACGAGGAUCACGACCUUAAUUGGUCAAAUUCUACAUUUUCGAGAAGUUCUACGCCCAGAAGUAGUCAGGAGAGGGAAGAAGUGCGUCAGGAUGAUCGUCACGUGGAGUCAUUUGAUGCUACGCCCUUGAGACGACCAACCCCGAGGUCAUCUGUCAAUUCCACGCCGGAUGACGACGACGAACCGGUGGCGAAAGUCAGUGACCCAGAAGACGACGACGAACCUGUGGCGAAAGUCUGUUAUCCAGAAGAUGAUGGCGCAGCAGUGGACGAAGUGGAGUAUGGCGUCGAGCUAAAUAACAACUCCUACGACGAAAAUAACUAUGACGAACCCUCCCUGAUUGUCCGUCUGGUUAAGAAACUGUUUACAUUUUCCGUUCUAUUGUUCCUCUUGGGAAGUGGGGGAUAUGGGGGGCUCCUUCUCAGACAGAAGUUAGAUGACGCUUUUAAUCUUGAUCAAGAUGAAGUUUCUGGCAGUUUUCCUACGCCAUUUUUACCCGUGAAGAUUGUGGGUGCAAUAACGCUAAAAUUUUUGGGAUGGUAUUUCAUUUUUCGAAAUAGUUUUAAAUGUUUGGAAUCAUCCUCGUUUUUUGUGGGGAAUGGACUUUUGGCAGUUUUCCAGCCAGCUCUUUAUUUCAUUUCUGGGUGGUUAUCCAAAUCAGAAAAUGCCAUCGACUCAUCACCAUCAUCGGACCCAUACUCCCCGAAUUACGAUCCUUACUCGGCUUCCGUGUCAGAAUCUGAAGAAAAGGAAGAUAUCGAUGACGAGGACUCAAAUCCGGCCGAAUUUUCUUUCGACGCCGCCAUUCCUGAAGAGUCUGACGCCACAGAAAACGAGCAAAAGACUAAUACGGGAACAGUCUUGCUUAUCACUGCGUGGUUAUCACUCCUCCAAAUCGCCUUAGUGAUCACACCCUCGCACUUUUACCCAGAACUAGAGGACAUGUCAAGCUUAGAAUCAUUCCUAAUUUUUGGCCAGUUACCACAACUCAUCAUUUACCUCGUGACCUAUCCCGUCUUCACAUUUAAAGGAGGAAAUCGGGCAAAAAUCGAGUAAAUUAUGGAGGUGACCUUGACUCUUAAAAUUAGUUUUACUGAUAUAGCUUUAUUCCAAGAAAUAAAUUAGGAUGCCGUAAAUCUCAAGCCAUUACCACCACGAUUGGUAAUGAAUGAUUGACGCUUUGAUGAUUUAACAACCAAACCAAACCAAACCACCCACCACGUAGCAAAAGAUACCAUUUAAAUAUCAGUAAAAUGGUGAAAUGCGGAUACCCAGCCCACGCACGAGUUUAUUAUGUUCCUAGCCUGCAAAUUUUACGAUUAUGUAGUUUAAAUGCUCAUUGGUUAUUUUAUUAGAUUGGAAGUGCUUAAUCAUUAAAUUUGAAGCAUAAUUUUUCUCUCCGUGUAAAUACCUGCGUCUGUGCCUCCCGAAUAAUAAAGUUUUCAAUGUAGGAAAAAAA